CUACAGAUAAGUAGCAAGACUGUGAGCAGAGCAGAGCAGAGUAGAGUAGAGUAGAGCCUCCGGGUGUGGUGGGUCUAUUGAAGGACUGCUAGCGCACAGGUACCCAGGGAUGAGAGGCAAGCUGGACAUCGUGGGCCUGGUGCUGGGCUUCAUCGGCCUGAUCGGCGUGGUGACCAUCACGGGCCUGCCCAUGUGGAAGGUGACGGCCUACAUCGGCGCCAACCUCAUCGUCAUGGAGACGCAGUGGGACGGGCUGUGGAUGAACUGCAUCAAUCAGGUGAACAUCCGCAUGCAGUGCAAGGUGUACGACUCGCUGCUGAUCCUGCCGCCGGAGCUGCAGGCCGCGCGCGGGCUCAUGUGCGUCUCCAUCGUGCUGGCCACCGCCGCCCUGCUGGUGUCCUUCUGCGGCACGCGCCGCACCAACUGCUUCGGGGACGACGCGCGGGGGAAGCGGGUGACCCUGGCGCUGGGCGGCGCCCUCUUCCUCCUCUGCUGCGUCACCACCCUCAUCCCCGUCUGCUGGACGGCGCACACCAUCAUCCGCAACUUCUACGACCCCCUGGUGAUCGACGCACGCAAGCACGAGCUGGGCGCGUCGCUCUACGCCGGCUGGGCCGCCGCCGGGUUGCUGCUGGCGGCCGGCGCCAUCCUGGUGUGGCGCUCCACCGCCCGCGACGGGCAGGCUGGCGAGGAGUACCACCUGCAGCCCGUGCCGACGAGCGAGCGGGACGGCGGCGACGGCGACCACGCGGGGCUGGGGCGCAAUCCGUCCAGCACUUACAGCAAGAGCCAGUAUGUGUGAGCGACCAGCAGCGGCCGGCCUCUCCGUGAGAAGCCACAGGACUGAUCCCCUCUGUGGAGUCAUCAGGGCUGAUCUCCCUUUGAGAAGGGGCAGUGUGGAAUAGUGGGUAAGGAACUGGGCUACUAACUGAAAGGUUCCAGGCUCGAUUAGUAGGUAGGACACUGUAGUUGUGCUCCUGCGUAAGGCUCUUAACCUGAAUUGAGUCAGUACAUAUCCAGCUGUAUAUAUGGAUACUAUGUUUUAAAAAAUGUAAUGUAUUAUCUCCGGGGCUGAGCUAUUUGUGCUCUUAGAGGUGUGAAAAUGGAUGAAAUGCACAGAACUCUGGGACGUUCAGAGAGCACUGCUCCCCAUUAAAGUCAUGUAAAACUGUCUAGUUUUAAAGCUGCUGUAAUGUACUUAAUUUGUAUUUAUCUUUAUAUGUAUUUAAAAAUAUGGAUGCUUAUGUGUAUUGUUAUUUUAGUGUGCAUGACAUUUGCAAGCAAUAAAUAAUG
Messenger RNA from Anguilla anguilla (European eel), 1293 nucleotides. RefSeq names its product claudin-4-like. Bases 110 to 802 code for a protein of 230 amino acids. Gene Ontology annotation, biological process: bicellular tight junction assembly; cell adhesion. Gene Ontology annotation, molecular function: structural molecule activity. The transcript has a single exon. The record is from RefSeq and is a predicted model, not a curated record. Gene Ontology annotation, cellular component: bicellular tight junction; plasma membrane. Lineage: Eukaryota; Metazoa; Chordata; Actinopteri; Anguilliformes; Anguillidae.